Molecule: messenger RNA, 390 nt
Organism: Lasiosphaeria miniovina
Lineage: Eukaryota; Fungi; Ascomycota; Sordariomycetes; Sordariales; Lasiosphaeriaceae
Exons: 2
Coding region: 1-390 (129 amino acids)
Source: RefSeq, a predicted model, not a curated record
AUGGAGUCCCGAUGGACAGACCUGCUACUCCCCCGCGCUUCGGCCACGAUGCCGUCCCGCCCAACAUCUCCCGAGUGGGCGGAGCUCCCCCGUCGGCCCGACAAGGAGCGCGACUGCUCGCGGUGGCUCGUCUGGCGGCUCUGUCGUGCCGCCGUGGUCGUCGUUGCUCUCGUUCUUGUUCUGCACACCCGGCCGCCACUGCCUGCCGGCCUCAUGCACGGCGCUGACCCAAGCGCUGUUGUCGCCAACUUCAGUGCCAGCCUCGCGUCCCACGCGGACCAGGACCCCAUUGCGCUGCCCCUGGCAUGCCUCCCGAUCUGCGGCGGACGAUGUAGGACGGAUUGCGCCCCGGCGAGCGAUCCGAGCCAACACGGGUCACUGCACCGCUGA